AUGACCACAAGCGACGAGCCGAUACGGACGAACGAGGAUAUAUCGGAAGACUGGGUCCUCCUCGGAGGCUCAACAGCUUCCCCAGGGCCACCAGAGAAUCAGGAGCUUGAAGGCGACAACGACUCUGUCUUUGGGUCCUCUCCCAGUUCGACCGAAUCGAUAACGUCCUCCGUGUAUGAUUACCGUACGAUAGAUGGCAGGCAGUAUCACAGCAAUAAGUGGGAUAAUGGCUAUUGCUUCCCUAUCGAUCAGCAGCAACUGGACGCCCAGGAGUUGAGCCACUUUGCCGCCUGUAUGCUUCUUGAGGGAGAACUUCAUCUUGCAGACUUGAAAACGAUUGACAAGCCCAUUCAGAGAGUUCUUGAUAUUGGAAGUGGCCAGGGAUACUGGGCAAUCGAAUUUGCCGAUGACCAUCCUGACAUGAAGGUCAUUGGCACUGAUCUGUCUCCUAUCGGGGAAACCUGGGUGCCUCCCAACCUCUGCUUUGAGAUCGAAGACUGCAGACAGGACUGGACCUUUGCCGAUUCACGUUUCGACUUUAUUCAUAUGCGUCACUUGGUUGGUGGCAUCAAGGACUGGUAUCACCUCUAUCGACAGGCCUUUCGUUGUGCCAGUCCAGGCGGGCUUAUCGAGAGCCACGAACAUUCCUUCAUCUUCCAAAGCGACAACAAGAGCAUCGAGACUAAGAGCGCUCUAGGACGGAUAGGAGGUAUCUUCAAGGAGGCGGGGGACAAGACAGGUUGCUCAUUCACUAUCGUGGAUGACGGCGCACAGAGGAAGCAUAUGGAAGAAGCCGGGUUUGUUGUUGUCAAGGAGGAGGUUAAGAGAAUGCCUAUUAGCGAGAAGCAUGAAGACUCGGAGCUCCAGGAGAUCAGCCUGAUUGCAUACGAAGCAUUGCUCUACGAUUUGGAGGGUCGUCUGCUCUAUGUCACCACAGAAGUCUUGGAAUGGUCGAAAAAGAAGACCUACGUUUUUGCGAUGGAAGUGCGCAAGCAGUUGGAGCAGAUGGAUGUGUACGUUGACCACAGGAUUGUUGUCGGCCGGAAACCUUGGAGCAGUUCUGAUUGA
This is a messenger RNA of Fusarium falciforme, 1068 nucleotides long. RefSeq lists its product as hypothetical. Gene Ontology annotation, molecular function: methyltransferase activity. The record is from RefSeq and is a predicted model, not a curated record. The transcript has 9 exons. Bases 1 to 1068 code for a protein of 355 amino acids. NCBI's taxonomy places the organism in Eukaryota, Fungi, Ascomycota, Sordariomycetes, Hypocreales, Nectriaceae.